AUGAAGCGCAGUGCCGCGGCCCUCGCGGCAUGCUGCGGAAUGGCCCUGCUGCUGAGUGUCAGCUUCAUCGAUUUGGGCUCUCCCAGCUCAGGUGCCAUCUAUGAGCUGCCCGAGACCGACCCCCUGGUUGCACCCCCUGCCGGACUCACCCAGUUCACCCCCGACCAGAUCCAUGUCACCCUGGGAGAGGCCUCAGACGAUGGCGGCUCAGUGUGGGUCUCGUGGGCGACUGGACUGGAGACUUUCGUCACCAACCCCCAGGCCCCAGCCUACCCUUCCAACAGCGUUUACGCCCCCCAGACCCCUGACCCUUCCUCUGUCGCCUCCAUUGUUGAGUGGAGCCUGACAGCUGGCGGUCCCUACACCAAGACUGCCAAGGGAUAUGCCCGCAGCUACAUCCAGACGUAUCUGCAUGAUGGAAACACAUAUGUGUCCAACUUGCUGCACCACGUCCACGUGACUGGCAUCCCCUAUGGCAAGACCAUCUACUACAAGUGCGGAGACCCAGCCAAGGAGCUCAGCGCUGAGAUUCCGCUCACAUUGCCUGCCAGCCUGAAGCCCAAGACCCUGACAUACCCCUUGAGGCUAGGUGUGGUUGCUGAUGUUGGUCAGACCAUAAACUCAUCAGUCACCUACCAGCACCUGGUUGCUAACAAGCCCGACAAUGACAGGGGCGGCGACGGCUCUGCAGCUGUGGUUACUCCUCCCACCAAUGCAGUCCGAUAUGCGAACACAACCAAGACCCUGGCCCAGACCUACCAGCCCCGCUGGGCGACCAUGGGCCGUCUUCUACAGAACGCUGGAAACGGAGCAUCGCUCACCUACCAAUUCCUGCCAGGCAACCACGAGAUUGAGCGCGACGAAUACCUGCGUCCGUUCCAGGGUUACACCAACCGCUACCGCCACUCGUAUGAGGCUUCAUACUCCCAGGACCCGCUCUACUACUCCAACGAUGUUGGACCAAUCCAUCUGAUCAUGUUGAACGCGUACGACGGCUAUCUGCCAAACAACACUCUGGACGUGACAAUCAACGGUGUCAGCCAGGUUCUUCUGGGCAACAGCGGGGGUCCUGCCUUCCCCACUGGAAACUACCCCCAGUCCACUCUGGGCGCUGUCCAGCUGUCGUGGCUGCUUAAUGACCUGAAGCGGGUGAACCGCGCCGUCACUCCCUGGGUCGUCGUUGGAUGGCAUCAGCCACCGUACAACUCUUACUCGGUCCACUACAAGGAGGCCGAGUGCCUGCGCCAGACGCUGGAGCCCUUCCUGUACAACUACGGCGUCGACGUCGUCAUGCACGGUCACAUCCAUGCGUACGAGCGUACCUUCCAGACCCUGAACUAUGUAAAGGAUGGCUGUGCCCCUCGCUGGCUCACAAUGGGUGACGGUGGCAACCAGGAGGGUCUGUACAGGCAGUUUGCAGCCCAGGCUGGCACAUGCACCAACGCGGCCUGCGCCAAUGUCAGCCCGAGCCCGGCCCCUCAGUUCUGCACCACUCUCCAGAACGGCCUCUAUGCUCCCACCAACGGAGCCCAACCCUCCUACUCGGCAUACCGUGAGCCUUCCUUCGGCCAUGGCAUCCUGACUGUGCUCAACUCCACCGUCGCCCAGUGGCAGUGGUACCGCAACCAGGACAGCCUGCCGGUCGUCAGUGACUCGGUCUACUUUGUGAGGAACCCGGCCUGCAACAACUACAGCCCAGGCACCCCGGCGGAGGCACCUGCAACCCCGCCAGCAACCGAAAAGCCCAACAUCAUCCAGGACAUCAUCAAGGCAAAGCAGGAGAUCAACGGACAGAUUGCAGGCGCCAUCCUCGGUUGA
This is a messenger RNA of Coccomyxa subellipsoidea C-169, 1818 nucleotides long. RefSeq names its product Metallo-dependent phosphatase. NCBI's taxonomy places the organism in Eukaryota, Viridiplantae, Chlorophyta, Trebouxiophyceae, Coccomyxaceae. Bases 1 to 1818 code for a protein of 605 amino acids. Gene Ontology annotation, molecular function: acid phosphatase activity; metal ion binding. The record is from RefSeq and is a predicted model, not a curated record. The transcript is spliced from 18 exons.